AUGUCGUCGCAAAAGAACCCCGACUGCUCCCCACCGGAGCGGCCUUUAGUCUCUCCAGCGGCGCCAUCCGCAGAGUCAGUACCCAUUAUUGAGCCUAUUUCCGGAGAGAGUGAUGAUGAUAAUAAUUACUGGAGUGAUGCGGAAAGUGAUUUGACGUCGUUGACCUCGUCCGUUACGAAUUACAUCUAUGAGAAUGGGCGGCGAUAUCAUUCAUUUCGAGAGGGAAAAUAUGUUCUACCGAACGACGAUGAUGAAAAAGACCGCCUUGACUUAAAAAGAAGCAGAGCCCAAGUCAUGUACGUUCACAAGGUCCUCAACAGCAUGUAUCCAUCAGCCAAAGUCAUCGGCAACGAUCUCAGUCCAAUCCAACCCGAAUAUGUUGCACCAAACGCAGAGUUUGUGAUUGAAG
Molecule: messenger RNA, 409 nt
Organism: Talaromyces atroroseus
Lineage: Eukaryota; Fungi; Ascomycota; Eurotiomycetes; Eurotiales; Trichocomaceae
Exons: 5
Source: RefSeq, a predicted model, not a curated record